Molecule: messenger RNA, 3189 nt
Organism: Trypanosoma theileri
Lineage: Eukaryota; Euglenozoa; Kinetoplastea; Trypanosomatida; Trypanosomatidae
Product: putative kinesin
Exons: 1
Coding region: 1-3189 (1062 amino acids)
Biological process (GO): microtubule-based movement; mitotic spindle organization
Molecular function (GO): microtubule motor activity; microtubule binding; ATP binding
Source: RefSeq, a predicted model, not a curated record
AUGUCUGUGGGGAGUGUUUUGGUAACAAGGGCCACCGCAACUUCUGAUAAAGAUAGUGACGGUGGUGAUGGUGUUGCAGUGACUGAUGAUACUGCCACUGCUACUGUUAUGGAAGGUAUCGCUACCCUGAGUGAAGAAGAUAAAAUACAGGAGUGUGAUGUGCAGAAUACAGUUGGUGUAAUUGUACGUGUGCGUCCACUCUCCACGGUGGAACAUGCUGAUCCUUCUGUGAAGAGUGUUGUCAAUUGUCUUAAGGACAGUAUCGUUGUUAACGGUGCAUUAUCACCUUCAUCACGCUACUUUGGUGCCCGCAAUGCGCAACCACGACCGCAGCACUUUAAGGUGGAUAAAGUCUUUCAUCCACACAGUACACAGAUUGAGGUGUACGAAGCAUGCCGAAGUAUUGUGGCUGGUGUUUUUGAUGGCAUGAACGGUUCCAUCCUUGCGUAUGGAGCUACUGGUUCUGGCAAAACACACACAAUGUUUGGGGGUAGUAUGAGUGUAGCGGGAGUUAUCUACCAAGCUGUUCAGGAUAUUCUUGAGGCAAAGGAACGGCUGGAGAUGGAGGAUGACAAGACCGUCACUGUACGUUGUACUUUUCUAGAGGUGUACAAUGAGGAAGUGUUUGAUUUACUCGCUCCGUCGAGCCCACGUGGGAAGCGGAAGGCGCUUAAGGUGCAGGAUCUUGGUCACGAUGACAUGAACAACAACAAUGGUGAAGAAGGCGGAAAUGCUGGGGUGAACCCGGAGAGUCUUAAUGUGAAGGGACUCACAUACUUCACUCCCGAGACCGCAGAAGAUUUUGCCAAAUGUGUGGAACAGGGUCAUACCAAUCGUUUUGUGGCCGCUACAAACGCAAACGCCCAAUCAAGUAGAUCUCAUGCUAUUCUUACAAUGGAAGUAGAAGUAAAGGAUAGAGUAGAUGCAACACUUGGUACCGUUGGGCGUAUUCGUUUUUGUGAUUUAGCAGGAUCUGAAAGAGCGGCAGGUACAAGUAAUUCUGGUAUUCGUCUGCGUGAAGGUGGUAACAUUAAUCGUUCACUUUUAGCAUUAGCUGCUGUUGUACAAGCGCUAGCGCAGCGUAAGAAACAUCAUAAAAGAGCAAUUUAUGUUCCCUACCGUGGUUCUAAAUUAACUAGACUUUUAAGAGACUGCUUAGGUGGGAAUUGUCGAACAUUAAUGCUCUUUUGUGUUAGUCCUAGUAGUGUACAAUAUGAAGAAACCGUUAAUACAAUGCUUUUUGCAAUGCGUGCUAAAGAAAUUCAAGUAGCAGCUAAACGUCAUGAGUUUAAAGUAGAUUCAAAAGAAGUUGCAAAAAGUCAAGAAGCACUUAUAGAGGAUCUUCGUAUGGAACUAGCAUUAGCACGAGAUGAACUUUUGCGUUUAAAAGGAGGUACUUAUACUUCAAAUAUGGGUAGAACUCCAUUUUCAACGCUUUCCCAACCAUUACCUUUAAAUUCCCCAUCUGUAGCACCCUUGUCAUCUAGAAGGGGUGAUGUACAAGUUUUAUCUGCAGGUCCAUUAACGUUUGAAACGGAAGGACGUCCAGAUUCAUUAGAAGCUUCACCUGCUCAUGCUCCUCCAUCACAUCGCGUGUCUUUUCGAAUGUCGGUAAUGGCUGAAGGUUCUGAAGCGUAUACAGAGCUACAAAAUAAAUUAAAAACUUUUUCUGUUGCAAAGGAAACAUUAUAUCGAGAGAUGCGAGAAGCAGAACAAUCUAAUAGUGAAUUAGAUAUGCGAUUAAGGCAACAUAAAUGGAAAUUAGCCCGAUUUUUAUCUACUAGAAAAAGAAACAGUAAUACUGGAGCAGAUGGGGUAAAGGUUACCCCUGUUGGUGUAGCAGGUCUUCGUCAUGCGAUUGAGCAAAUGGAAGCAGAAUCUGCCGCUCAAGGUGGGGAAAUGAAACGAUUAUUAGAAAAAAUGAAUGCCACAGAUCGUACUAUAGCAAAUAUUCGUGGAGAAUUACUACGAGAGAGACAACAUCCCUUACUUGAACUUCUCUUAGAUAAUGUGAAACUUCGACAAAGUUGUACAGAAGCGGAAUGUCUGGCAGCACAUUAUCACCAAGAAUGUCGAUCUAGCAUGAACCGAGAAGAAGAAUAUGCACAAUCACUUGGUAUUUGCGUUUCAGCCAUACGACAUAUGCUUCCCUUAGCUUGUAGUAAUCCAGCUUUAUUAGAGGAGGCUCAAUUGGCAUUGAUAUUUGCCAAUUUACCUUCUUUAUCUACAACAGAUAUGAUAGCAGUUUUUGAGCGUUCUAUGAAUACUGGUUCUGCACCAUCCACGUUAUUCUUGGAUUCAUUCCGUUCAGCAUCACCUGUCGUGAGCAUGGAAGCACGUCUAGAACGUAUGGUGCAGGAUCGUACACCUGGAAAAGACACCACCGCUCGUCCCCUUCCUUUACGAAAAAUAAAACGAAACGGUGUUGUGGGUACGUUACGUAAAGAUAAAGUCUCUCGCACUACGGAUGUGAGGAGUAAUAAUCUCCCGGUGGCCCCCAAAAAGACACGUACGGGUCCUGAGCCGUUCGUCUCGUCGUACAGUACGACUGGACUACGGCGACUGGCAGCCAACGGGACGGCGCCGCUACGGAGGUCGCCAGAUUCGACGAACGCUUUUCUUCGCCCCACCGAUGGAAAGAAAAGUGUAUCUUUCGCCGCAGCGAAGAAAGGAGCAAGUCCUAAUGGACUACCAUCGCGCCAUACGAGCAGCACAGCUGCAGGGUCAGCCACAGCAGCAACGAGAACAGGAGUGAAGAGUGGGGUCAAGAUGUCUGCUGCACCCACACCCUUUGCUCGAUCACACACGGCAAGUGAGGCGCUACAUGGGGGCCAUCGUAAAAAUGGUAAUGCGCUAUCCCUUGCGAAUCGCGGUUCUAGUCAUGAGCGAGAGCGAAAACCAAGACUAUCACCCCCAUCACGUGCUUUUUGUAGUCCAAAGAAAGAGAAUGGUGAUACAGCACGACAGAAGCGUAAUCAUGUAACAUUCACUCCAAGUGGUGAUGAUGGCCGUACUAGUACUAGUACUGCUGCUGGUGCUUUGGCUACACCAAAGAAACGGCUCCAUAAUGCGGAUCUUGUGGAACGGUACGACAAACUUCUUAGUGAAGUGAGGCAGUGGCACCAUGAAGUUGGGAAUGCUGCAGUACGAAAUAACCAUGCAGCACGAGAUUCUGUGAGUACUCCUUAA